AUGGAAGUAUCCGUUGAGAGCUCGUCAAGUCUCUCUCCCCUUCCACCCCAAUCAUAUCCCACUUCUCCGUCAGCCUCGAGAAAGCGCUCAAUCCAGGAGAUUGACGCAUCACCACAUUCGCCAGAGAGCAGGAAGGCAUCGAAAAUAUGUGAUCAAGAAAAUCAAGACCCAUCAUUAUCUCAAGUUGCAGCGUCCUGCACCCUGACCGAGCAACAUCUCAAAUCACCAUCAGUUCCCCCAGCCAGCAUUGAAAUUUCGAAUCAACAAAAUGGUGCGAAUACAACAACGCCUGGCGGAUCGGUGUUUGUAGCAGUCCGUCAGCCAAGCUCUACAGUGGAAACCACUUCAAGGAAUACACAACCAUCUACCCCUACGAAGAACACCAACGCCACUACGCCGACUGCGAAAAAGCUAAAGUUGUCACCUGCAAGCAAAGAAGCUAGGCAACAGGAAAAGGAAGCAAAAGAACGGCAGAAGUUAGAAGAGAAAGCCAAGAAAGAAGAGGAGAAGCGCAUAAAGGAAGAAGAGAGAAAAAAGCGCGAGGCUGAACGUGAGGAGGAACGUAAGCGAAAAGAAGAGAAGAAAAGACUGAAGGAAGAAGAGAAGGCUGCUAAAGAGGAAGAGAAACGCAAGAAAGAAGAGGAGAAGUUGAAGAAGGAACGGGCGCAGACGAAACUGAAUGCCUUUUUCGCCAAACCCAAACUUCCAGCGCAGCCAGCCGAUGAUACUUCUUCCGACUCACCCAAGAUAUCGAUCGCUGAUGGCGCCUCGAACUUGACGUCUCAGAACCCUACUCCGCCUAUUUCUGACUAUCAACGAGAAUUUCCAGACUUCUUCCUACAGUCUCACACAAGAAUUGCGCCGCCGCACCGAUUCGAACGCGACCCAGAGGCUCUUUCUCACAUGCAACAAAGGGUCGAUGCUUGCCUACAAUCCUACCGGAAUGGGUCCGCGCAGCCUUUGUCAUUCCGCCCAUCUGAACUAUUCCGAAUCAUGCCGUAUAACCGGCGGCGUGGAAGACAGGCUGCCUCGGUCAAAGAGAUUCUGCUCAGAAUGCAGAGUCUCAACGAGAAGUCUGACCCUGAUUCUGCACGGCGGGCGCAGGAAUUGCUCAGACGCAUCAAAAUGAAAUCUCUGAAGUUUGGUGAAGAUGUUCGACCUCCCUACCAGGGCACUUUUACCAAGACGCUUCUGGAAUCUGCUGCUUCUAAACUCAUGCGCAAUCCCUUCCACCGUGGCCUACCCGACAUCAACUACGAUUAUGAUUCCGAGGCCGAGUGGGAGGAGCCGGAAGAGGGCGAAGAUCUUGAUUCCGAGGAGGAAGAAGAAGGAAGCGAAGAAGGUGACGAUGACAUGGAUGGGUUCCUGGACGACGAUGAGGAUAACCUGGAGGGCAAAAGACGCUUGAUAGUAGGAGAUUUGGAGCCUCUGAGUACCGGACUACGCUGGCAAGGUGAAGGCGGAGACCACGAGCUGGAAAUGUACAGGAUCCAGACGAUCACGGACUCGGUUACCUUCCCUAUCGACCCAUUCUCCACGGCAUAUUGGCAGAAACCAAAGCCAGCAGAGCAACUCCCAACAGGUGGCGUGGGACGUUCCACUCUCCAUUCAUUCAUGGUCGUUCCUCCGAGCACUCAAUCCCAAACUGCUGCGCCUACUACCGAAGGAGGAACCCCGACCCUUUUGACCGCAGGUGGCAAGGCGAAGCGCACAUUGACACCAGAGCAACUGGCCGAAUUUAAAGAGGUGGUGAAUGGUAGCGACCUGACGAAGACAGGUCUGAUCGAGGUUCUGAAGAAACGAUUUCCAAAGGUAUCGAAAGAUGUCCUUAAGGAGACCCUUACUCACGUCGCGACGCGUGUUGGACAACGAGAGGUCGAGAAAAAGUGGGUGUGCAAUUAG
This is a messenger RNA of Aspergillus viridinutans, 1902 nucleotides long. RefSeq names its product putative chromatin assembly factor 1 subunit A. Gene Ontology annotation, biological process: nucleosome assembly. The coding region runs from base 1 to 1902 and encodes 633 amino acids. Gene Ontology annotation, cellular component: CAF-1 complex; nucleus. Lineage: Eukaryota; Fungi; Ascomycota; Eurotiomycetes; Eurotiales; Aspergillaceae. The transcript is spliced from 3 exons. The record is from RefSeq and is a predicted model, not a curated record.